AUGGACCUGAAAUCAAAUCAUGCUGCUCCUGUUCUCACUGAUCCUACACCCUUGAGCAAGUCAAGACUUGGUGUACCUUCCAGCCUGUUACAAUAUUCACCUCCUGGAGCAGCUUUUUCUGCAGGUCUAUUCCUAACAAUCCCUAGGAGAAAGGCUGGAUUACUUGAUGAUGUCCGCUCUAACUCUUGGCUUGAUGCUAUGAAAUCUUCUUCGCCUCCUCACAGAAAGAUAACAAAGGAUGUUAACAACGAGCCUGUGGCAAAUGAGGCUGAUAUUGCUUAUCACACUUGGAUGGUUAAGUAUCCAUCAGCACUUACAUACUUUGAACAAAUCACCAAUUAUGCCAAGGGCAAGAGAAUAGCAUUAUUUCUGGAUUAUGAUGGGACUCUUUCACCAAUUGUAGAUAACCCUGACUGUGCCUUUAUGUCGGAUGCUAUGCGCGCAGCUGUAAGAAGGGUAGCAAAACAUUUCCCAACAGCAAUUAUUAGUGGAAGAAGCCAUGACAAGGUAUAUGAGUUUGUAGGACUAAAAGAACUCUAUUAUGCGGGUAGUCAUGGGAUGGACAUAAUGGGCCCUGUUAGACAAUCUACCGCUGAUGACCACAAAAAUGGUUUUAGGACUACUGACAAACAGGGUAAGGAUGUUAAUUUGUUCCAGCCUGCAGCUGAAUUUUUACCUAUGAUUGGCGAGGUUUAUGAAUCCCUUGUUGAAAGUACCAAAGACAUUGAAGGGGCUAAAGUUGAGAAUAAUAAGUUCUGUGUCUCUGUACAUUACCGCAACGUAGAUGAGAAGAGUUGGCCUGCAGUUGCACAGUGUGUCCAUGACGUUCUUAAAGACUACCCACGUCUCCGUUUGACUCAUGGGCGGAAGGUUUUAGAGGUACGACCUAUAAUAAACUGGGACAAAGGGAAGGCCGUCACAUUUUUACUUGAAUCUCUUGGGUUAAGCGAUUGCGAAGAUGUGCUCCCAAUAUAUAUUGGAGAUGACCGCACUGAUGAAGAUGCGUUCAAGGUCUUGAGGGAAGGAAACAGAGGUUAUGGCAUUUUAGUCUCUGCUGUGCCCAAGGAAACCAAUGCAUGUUACUCUCUCAGGGAACCCUCAGAGGUGAUGGAGUUUCUCAAGUCACUGGUGAUGUGGAGAAAGUCAAGUGCUCUAUAA
Messenger RNA from Prunus armeniaca (apricot), 1158 nucleotides. The record is from the annotation of a GenBank genome assembly. Lineage: Eukaryota; Viridiplantae; Streptophyta; Magnoliopsida; Rosales; Rosaceae.